AUGUCUACGCAAGUGAAGCCUGAUGAUGCUCCCCACAUUACCCACGAUGAGAUGGCCCACGACCACGAGCUGCAAGGCUGGGUGGGUCUGGCUGAGGAUGCUCGGAAUGCGACGAUUCAAGAGCACAGCUUGACCUUCGUUCAGGCUGUCAAGUUGUACCCGAAAGCAUGCAUGUGGACGAUGGUUGUAUCUCUCGUUGUCAUUCUGGAUGGAUACGAUACCGCUCUCAUCGGCUCACUCUUCGGUUUCCCGGCCUUCCAGCAGAAGUUCGGCCAUGAGACCAGCAAGGCGGGAUCCUAUCAGCUGGAACCCAAAUGGCAAACUGCGCUCGGCCUCGCGAGUCCAUUGGGAAACAUAGUCGGUAUCUACAUCAAUGCAUUCCUGACUGAGCGCUGGGGCCAUAAGAAGACUUGUCUCGGGACGUUGGGCUUCCUGGUGGCCGUUCUCUUCAUGCCCUUCUUCGCAACGCGAGUCGAGGUCCUCUUUGUGGGAGAGCUUCUUUGCGGUCUUGCCUGGGGUGUGUUUACCACGUUGGCCCCGGCAUAUGCCUCUGAAGUUGCACCCGUCGUACUACGAUCCUACCUCGAGACCUACGUCGUUCUCUGCUGGGGUAUCGGACAAUUCGUCGCCACCGGUAUCCUAGACAGUCUUGAUAAACGUACUGGACAGUGGGCCUGGCGGAUACCACUUGCUGUGCAGUGGGUCUGGCCAGUCAUCAUCGUUCCGGUGCUCGUCUUCGCCCCUGAGUCUCCAUGGUGGCUAGUUCGCAAGGGUCGCAUCCAGGAAGCAGAGAAGUCGAUGAAGCGUCUCACCUCUUCACCAGACCCCGACUAUGCCAAGAAAUCCGUCGCACUCAUGCUUCAGACUACAGAGCUGGAAAAGGUGAUGACCGAGGGUGCAUCGUUCAUUGAUUGCUUCCGUGGCUCUAAUGCGUGGCGCACCGAGAUUGGCUGCAUUGUCUGGACCUCUCAAGUCCUCUGCGGUUUUGCCAUCACCUCUUACGCCACUUACUUUUAUGAGCAGGCUGGCCUGUCCACCUCUGAUGCAUACAAAAUGUCCGUUGGCCAGUCUGGUCUUCACUUCUUAUGCACGUUACUCUCGGUUUUCAUUACCGGUAACUUCGGUCGUCGCCCUGUUCUAUUCUUCGGAUACAGUGGGAUGUGCAUGUCCAUGCUUCUCAUCGGUAUCAUGUCUUGUGUGAAACAAACCACAGGCCUCGGCUAUGGAGAGUCCGCAAUGUACCUUCUUUGGUACGUUUUCUACGAACUGACCAUUGGUCCGAUCGCAUUUAUUAUUGUUGGAGAAAUUUCUUCUACUCGCCUCCGAUCGAAGAGUAUUUCCCUUGCGCGUAAUGCCUACAAUGUCGCCAAUGUGUUCAGCUCAACUGUUGCUCCUUAUACGCUCAAUCCCACGGCAGGUGACUGGAAGGGAAAGACUGCAUUUUUGGCUGCUGGAUUCACUAUCUUCAUUCUUGUCUGGGCGUAUUUCCGACUCCCUGAAUCCCGUGGACGCACAUAUGAGGAGCUUGAUAUCCUGUUUUCUAGAGAUUUGAAGGCAUGGGAGUUCAGAGAUGCGCAGAUUGAUGAGGAUGCUGCAGAGGUUAUUACCAAGCAGGGAUAA
Penicillium longicatenatum is the source of this 1620-nucleotide messenger RNA. RefSeq lists its product as uncharacterized. Lineage: Eukaryota; Fungi; Ascomycota; Eurotiomycetes; Eurotiales; Aspergillaceae. Gene Ontology annotation, cellular component: membrane. Gene Ontology annotation, molecular function: carbohydrate:proton symporter activity. The transcript has a single exon. Bases 1 to 1620 code for a protein of 539 amino acids. Gene Ontology annotation, biological process: carbohydrate transport; transmembrane transport. The record is from RefSeq and is a predicted model, not a curated record.